AUGGAAGUAGUAGCAGAGGCGGCGAGUGAUACUUUGAAAAGCGCUAGUAUUGGGUCUAGUGAAAGAAGGGAAGCUGUUUGUUUUUAUUUAAAUAAGAUUGAACAUAUAGGCGGGAAAGCUAUCAGAGAAGGGUUAAGGAAAGUUAUUUGA
Vairimorpha ceranae is the source of this 150-nucleotide messenger RNA. RefSeq lists its product as hypothetical. The record is from RefSeq and is a predicted model, not a curated record. NCBI's taxonomy places the organism in Eukaryota, Fungi, Microsporidia, Nosematidae. The coding region runs from base 1 to 150 and encodes 49 amino acids. The transcript has a single exon.